GUGCCAGCCUAGGCUUGCACGGCAGAGGUGGCAGAGGUGGCCCUGGCCUGUGGUCUCAGUUCUGCUCGUGCGCGACUUUGGCACCAUGGAGGGGACCCAAGAAGCUCUGAGUGGGAAAAUGCGGCUCCUUUUCACUCCUGCUGCUCGGACCAGCCUCCUGAUGCUCAGACUCAAUGAGGCGGCGCUACGGGCGCUACAAGAGUGUCAGCAGCAACAGGUACGGCCAGUGAUUGCUUUCCAAGGCCAACGAGGGUAUCUAAGGCUCCCAGGCCCUGGAUGGUCCUGCCUCUUCUCCUUCAUAGUAUCACAGUGUGGCCAAGAGGGCACUAGUGGUGGCUUGGACCUUGUGUACCAACGCUUAGGCAGAUCUGGGCCUAACUGUCUCCACUGCCUGGGCUCACUUAGAGAGCGACUCACUAUUUGGGCAGCCAUGGAUACUAUCCCAGCUCCAUUGUUAGCUCAGGAACACCUGACUGAAGAUACCAGAGAGUCUGAGAGUUGGCAGGACACAGGAGAUGACCCUGAAGGCCAUCCCCAGAUGACACUAGAAGAGGGGUCUGAUCCACUGGCAAGCAACCAUGAACUGUCUCUCCCAGGAUCCUCCAGUGAGCCCAUGGCACAAUGGGAAGUGAGGAACCACACCUAUCUUCCAAACAGAGAGCUCGACCAGCCACUGCCUUCCCCUGCCAGCCAGAAACGCCUGGACAAGAAACGUUCAGCACCUAUAACCACUGAAGAACCAGAAGAAAAGAGGCUCAGAGCUUUACCUCUAGCCCCAAGUCCGCUACAAGGGCUAUCGAAUCAGGAAUCGCAAGAGGGAGAAAACUGGGUGCCAGAAGAAGAUGAAGAUAGAGAUUCCAGGCUGGAGCAGAGUCUCUCAGUUCAAGCAGCCUCUGAAUCCCCAAGCCCUGAGGAGGUACCAGAUUAUCUCUUGCAGUACAGUGCCAUCCACAGUGCAGAGCAGCAACAGGCCUAUGAACAGGACUUUGAGGCAGACUAUGCUGAAUACCGAAUCCUGCAUGCCCGUGUUGGGGCUGCCAGCCAAAGGUUCACAGAGCUCGGGGAGGAGAUGAAGAGACUUCAGCGAGGAACUCCAGAGCACAAGGUGCUAGAAGAUAAAAUAGUCCAGGAGUAUAGGAAGUUCAGAAAGCGGUAUCCAUGUUACAGGGAAGAGAAGCAUCGCUGUGAGUACCUGCAUCAGAAACUGUCCCACAUUAAAGGUCUCAUCCUGGAAUUUGAGGAAAAGAACAGGGGCAGUUGAAACUAUUCAGAGGACUCUUGGGCCUGUCCCCAGUGAUGAACAAAAUAGCCACCAGGUGAAGCACAUUAGCGUUUCUGAUUUUGACCUUUCUGUCCAAGGUGGCAAGUAGAGAGUCAUGCUAGGUUCUUGCAGUUUGAUUUUUGUUGUUGCCAUAAAUUUCUGAGGGUGUGGGCAUGGAGUCAAGUCUCCUCAGCUGUGCCCAGGAGACUAAAAAAAUAGCAUACGCUUGGCUUCUUCAACUUUACUUCAGGAAAGUCAUUUUCAGAUCCUGAAAAUUGACAUUUCCAGGUCAACACACACUUUGAGAGUAGUAACACAGUUUAGCUGAGUGGCCUUGCAGGAACAAAAUGAGAACUUGUGUUACAGCAUACCUAGAUGUAAGGGAAAGAGGGCUUGGUGUUACUCAUGUACUGUAGUAACAUGACUGAAAAGUGAAAACCA
Messenger RNA from Phodopus roborovskii (desert hamster), 1702 nucleotides. It is a transcript of the gene Ell3, whose product is annotated as elongation factor for RNA polymerase II 3. Gene Ontology annotation, cellular component: transcription elongation factor complex. The record is from RefSeq and is a predicted model, not a curated record. Bases 86 to 1261 code for a protein of 391 amino acids. Gene Ontology annotation, molecular function: cis-regulatory region sequence-specific DNA binding. Gene Ontology annotation, biological process: snRNA transcription by RNA polymerase II; transcription elongation by RNA polymerase II; positive regulation of transcription elongation by RNA polymerase II. The transcript is spliced from 11 exons. NCBI's taxonomy places the organism in Eukaryota, Metazoa, Chordata, Mammalia, Rodentia, Cricetidae.